UCGUCUUCUUGCCGCGAAUGCAAACAAACCAAACCGGAAAGAAAAAUCCGAUAUUUUCCUUCUCUCUUUCUCUCUGCUUUGCGGACAAUUCCACUCCACUGCACUGCAGCCACUAGAUCGACAGCGUUUCCUGCUCGGCUCUGCUCGGCUCGGCUCCCGCGGGGGAUCCAUGGCCGCGGCGCUCCGCCUCCCGCCUCUCCUCCUCCCCUCCCGCGCCGCUCGACCUGCCGGCGCCGCCGUCCGUGGCAGCCGGAGGAGCCGGGCAGCGACGUCCAGGAUCGCCGCGCAGCUCGACGACACCGCCGCUACGAGUACGACCUCCACGUCCAGCGCGCCGCCCGCCGGGUUCACGCCGCCGGAGCCCCAGCGGUUCGCGGUCAAGCCCGGCCAGUCCAGCAACAUCGCCGGGGCCUCGCUCGCCUUGCCCUUCCGCCUCGGCACCGGCGUCUUCGUCCUAGGUUAUGGAGUAUCAAUUGUUGACGCUGACCAGAUACCACCAGAUCAGUACGCUUUGGAGUUCCAAGGUCGGAAGGUGAAAGAGACAUCAAAGAUUGGGCAGUGCCCUCGACCGGCAAAGCCUAUUGAAAUAUACGAGUUUGAAGGCUGCCCAUUUUGUCGAAAGGUGCGAGAGAUGGUAUCCGUCCUGGACCUUGAUGUGUUAUUUUACCCCUGUCCUAUGAAUGGCCCAACCUUCCGUCCAAAGGUUCUAGAGAUGGGCGGAAAGAAACAGUUUCCCUACAUGGUUGAUCCAAACACAGGAGUUGCCAUGUAUGAAUCAGAUGACAUCAUAAAAUAUCUGGCGAAAACUUACGGUGAUGGAACUGUUCCGAUUAUGCUAUCGCUUGGUCUCUUGACAACAAUAACGGCAGGCCUUGCUUUGAUCGGGCGUGGCGGCAAGGGAUCUGCCUACACUCCGGCAAAGCUUCCAGCCCAGCCAAUAGAGAUAUGGGCAUACGAGGGAUCUCCUUUCUGUAAAAUAGCACGUGAGACCUUCGUCGAAUUGGAGUUGCCACACUUGCUACACAGCUGUGCGCGUGGCAGCCCGAAGCGACAGGAUUUCUUCAAGAAAUACGGACUUUUCCAGGCGCCUUACAUCGAGGAUCCUAACACCGGGGUGAAGAUGUUCGAAAGCGCCGACAUCGUGGAGUACCUGAGGGCAACAUAUGCCGCCUGACAAACAACAACCCCUGCCACCCUCCUCUCUCUCAAGUGUCCAUAUGUUAUCAUAGCUGCAGCUCAUUUUCUUUACUAGGAAACUCUGAAACCUAGAUGCACUACUAUGAUGUAUAAAAUGUAAUAAAUUUCCAGUCCACACUGAACAUGAGGCAGUGUCUUGGCUUAGCUUCCCUAAGAAACACUGAAGCUCUGAGGCAGCAGAAGAAAUAAAUAAAUGAAAGAUAAAUUUCAGAGA
This is a messenger RNA of Brachypodium distachyon (stiff brome), 1411 nucleotides long. RefSeq lists its product as uncharacterized. The record is from RefSeq and is a predicted model, not a curated record. The transcript has 12 exons. Gene Ontology annotation, cellular component: chloroplast. Bases 170 to 1174 code for a protein of 334 amino acids. Lineage: Eukaryota; Viridiplantae; Streptophyta; Magnoliopsida; Poales; Poaceae.